AUGAUAUUUCUUAUUAAAAAUACACUUAAUGUAAUAUACAAAAAUUGGAUUGCAAUAUAUUUUUUGGCAUUUAGCACGUUUUCAUUAAUAGGAGGAAGAAUGCAUAAUGAAAUUAGAUUAAACGAUGAAUGUUAUUAUCGUUAUACAGCACAAGAUCACCAUAAAUCUUUUUCAGAUUGGUUACAUCGUAAAAAUUCUUCGCAUUAUUCUCCACUUGUACCUUCAUAUUCACAAGCAUUAUUAAAAUUAGAGGUAGAUAGAUUUAAACAUGGUGAACAAGUAACUAGUGGUGCAUCUGCUUGUAAUGGUAAACAUAAUUCAUUUAUAACACCAGAAACUCCAUUGAGAGAACGAGCAUUAUGCAAGUUUGAAUAUAUAGUUAAUUAUAAUCCAAAGAGAUUGCCUUCAACAUUAACUGAAGCAAGAUGUUCUUGUUCGAGACCUUCAGCAAAAGUUAUUGGUAAAAAAGUAUUUGAAUGUGAGCCAUUACGCUACAGUAUGCGUGUUUUACUUUUUGAUAAUGAUUGCCAAUCAUUUUAUGAAGGAUAUGAAACAAUUGCCUUGGCAUGUAUUCCAGUUAUGCAGUUUCAGGCAUCAGCAAGUUCCAGUAUUGAUACAGAUUUUAUGGUUCCUGUAAAAGCAGACAUACCUACAUAA
Strongyloides ratti is the source of this 657-nucleotide messenger RNA. RefSeq names its product Interleukin-17 family-containing protein. Bases 1 to 657 code for a protein of 218 amino acids. Lineage: Eukaryota; Metazoa; Nematoda; Chromadorea; Rhabditida; Strongyloididae. The record is from RefSeq and is a predicted model, not a curated record. Gene Ontology annotation, cellular component: extracellular region. The transcript has 6 exons. Gene Ontology annotation, molecular function: cytokine activity.